Cylicostephanus goldi is the source of this 312-nucleotide messenger RNA. The record is from the annotation of a GenBank genome assembly. NCBI's taxonomy places the organism in Eukaryota, Metazoa, Nematoda, Chromadorea, Rhabditida, Strongylidae.
AUGAAAAUUAAGAUGCUGCGAAAUAUCAUCUUGAGAAGGUCAUUCGAGGCUAAAGAGCAUCGGCAGUUGACUGAUCGACAAGUGAAGAUGGAAUCUAUAAUUGAGACCAUCAACGCUGAUGAAGCCCUUGAUGAAGAGACGAAAAAACAACAGAUAGCUGAGGUAGAAGAAAUGUACAUGUCUUCUGCUGAUCGCUUGACUCUGGAGCGAUAUCGUCGCGCGCAAACGAUGCUUAACGCAGCGGAAACGGAAUGCGAGAGAGCUUUGUUUGCAUUCCGUCUAUAUCUGGAUUACUCACUUAGGAGAUGUUAA